AGGUCGUAAACCGCCAUUUUGUGGUCCUUGCGACAAGGGAGAGGAAGUCCUGAUGAAUUCCGAGAAUACGGCAGAGAGGCAGUCUGUGGUGGCCCCGAGUGGCGUUGGGGAGGAAGAAUGUGGGCAUCAUGGGCUAGGCCAGCAUUUAUUGCCCAUCCCUAAAUGCCCAGAGGGCAGUUAAGAGUCAACCACAUUGCUGUGGGUCUGGAGUCACAUGAAGGCCAGACCAGAGGAACACGAUGUUCAUAAGUGCGGUCGUUGUCAGACAGAGUUUUGCAACCUGGAGACUUUCAUUACACACAAACUACAGAAAACAUGCCAGCGGAUCCAGGCUUUGUCCACAGGUGACUCUGACCAUCUGCCUGUCAACCAAACAACUCCCAAGGAAUCAGUGUCCUUGGACUCAGCAAUCACUCUCACACAGUUGGUUGUGGCUUCCCUAUCACAGCCUGAAACAAACAAUAAAUCACAGUCAGAUGAUGGGAGCAACAAAACAUGUCAGAUUUCGGAGGAGCAAUUACGGGACUACCCUCAGUCUCAUCAGAGUGAGCAGUCCACCAGUGACGGAAUUGAUGGCCACAGUAAUCAGAAAGGCAUGGAAGAAGAGAUUGGGGCUGAGAAGAAAAAAUAUGAAAUAAUUCUAACCGAUGAAGGACGAUUUAUAUGUCAAGUCUGCGAAAAGACCUUUAAAACGGCUGUCAUCCUAAAGGCUCACAUGGUUACCCAUAGUGACAAGAAGGCUUUCAAAUGCAAGAUUUGUGGGAUGGCAUUUAGAACAAAGGGAUCUUUAGUUAGACACAAUCGACGGCACACAGAUGAACGACCAUACAAAUGCCGGAUGUGUGGGAUGAGUUUCCGAGAGUCUGGAGCACUCACUCGCCAUAUGAAAGCUAUCACCCCCUGUACAGAGAAAGCCAAGUUCCAGCAAAUGAAACUUGUUUCAGCACCCUAUCAGGAAGAGCCUGAACCAGUAAAUAAAACUGAGACUCAGGAAGUAAAUAAACAGAUUGAGGAACUGGUUUCCACAGCAGCGUCAAACUCCCCAGAAACAACAGCAGUGAUCAGUGUGCUGGCAAACUCUGAAGGAAACUUCGAGGAGCUGCAAGUCCAUAAUGUGAGCCAGACUUUGGACCCUGAAGUUGAACAGAAACCAGAGUCACUUACUUCCACUGAGCUGCCUCCAGCAGGAGAGACUGGCAAUGAGAACCUGAUCUGUCAGGCUAUGAGGAAUUCUGGGAUUGUCAUAGAAACUGUGACAAUUGGAGAUACCCAGAAAUCUGAAGAAGCUUCUCCAUUGACUGUCGAGGAAGGCCUUGGAGAGGAUGUCAUUGAGGACUGUUGCAACGAGAUAGAGGAAGAUGAUACGACAAACCCAAAAAGUGAGAACAGCUGCAAAAACUUCCAGUGCCCUCACUGUGGUCGAGUGUUCAGAGGAUCCAGCUACCUACGCCUGCAUAUUAAGGCACACUUGGGUUACAAGCCCCACAGGUGCGAGUUGUGUGAAAAGGAGUUUAUGACAGCCUACAUUCUGAGGAAGCACCUGGAAUCUCACUACAAUGAGCGGCGUUUCAAAUGCGGGGAAUGUGGCAAACUCUACAAGAGUAUCGCCCACGUAAAGGAGCACAUGAGAGCACAUUCAGACGAUCGGCCGUAUUCGUGCCCAAAAUGUGGCAAAAGAUACAAAACCAAGAAUGCACAGCAAGUUCAUUUGAGGACGCACUCUGAGGACAAACCAUUUGCGUGUGACUAUUGUACUCGUGCGUUUCGAGAGAAGGGCUCCCUCAUCCGACACGUGCGCCUCCAUACAGGAGAAAAACCAUUCACAUGCUACAAAUGUGGCAGAGGCUUUGCGGAACAUGGGACGCUUAAUCGACAUUUACGUGCCAAAGGGGGUUGUCAUGUUGGAUGUAAAGAGCUGGAACAACAGAUAUCAACAGAUACCCAGGCCACAGAUAACGUUGCUGCAACCAUUAUCACUGAUGACCCCCAUACAGUGCUGGUGGAGUUCUCCUCAGUGGUGGCCAACACACAGGAGUAUAUAAUUGAGGCUCCUGCUGAAGUUGCUGGAAGCAGUGACGUGGGUACUCUGAUCCAAAGCUCUAAGCAUCAGGUUGACAGUCAGAUCAUGAAGGUUGUGCAGCAAAUCGUGAACCAGGCCAACUCUGGCCAUCAGAUAAUUGUCCAGAAUGUUUCCAUGGAAGACAACCAUGAAGAGGUGGCAGACACAAUCACCAUAGCAACUCCUGAUAGUCUCACUGAGCAGGUUGCAAUGACACUGGCAUCCAGCAUUGAGGAAGGAGAGGCCUUGAUGACGGGAAGCAGCCUAGAGACCAGCCACAAUACUGUCACUAUGGUGGCAGCGGAUGGUAUUGAGAUGCUGGAACAUACUGAUGAAUAUAUGAUUGCUACACAGGAUGGAGAUGUAGAAAUACAGACCGUGGUAGUGGGUGAAUGAUAGGAGCUUUUACAGGCCCUCCCCACAUCCCUAUUAAGGGAAAAUAAUUAAUAAAGUGGGUGCCAGAACCAUAAAUACUGCAUUACAUGGUUACUGCUUCACACCAAGAACCAAUGCCUGGUUAUUCCGUUUAUUGGUUCCAAGCCACACAGUGAUAUGUGUCAGUAUUACGUUAUAUUAAUGAAACACUCAAGUUGAAGGUCUUCCUGUAUCACUGAAACUGUAAGUCAUUUUGCAGAGGACAGUGCCAAGAUAUCUAACUGCUUCAUGUUGCGGCUGAGUGCUCUUUAGCGCAUGUGCCCACAGGAAUGUGUCAACAUGUGAUCUGGUUACUGAACAGUGGUGGGUUUGUGCCCAUAGAGUGUCUGUUGCUGUUGAAAGCAGGGCUGGACAGAAUCUGGCUGAUUAAACUGAAUUAUUGCUGGCCAACAGUGGAACUCCUGGUUGCUUUGUGUUUGAUUCUUUCUCCUACCUCUCCUCCUUAAUUUCUGUAAAUAACUACCUCGUGCCAAAAAAAUGGCCCCUGCCACAAAUGGAGCUGAGUUUAAUGCUCUAGUCACUCUGCCUUAUUUAAGAUUCAUUGCUUUACCAAGGGUUACCAGGGGUAUUAAAAUGUUGAGGUAGCAGUAAGUACUGGAAACCAAAAUAACUAUGAGAGAGGAUGGCACAAGGCAGGCAGUUGCGAGAAACUGACAUUAGAGAUUGGCAAUAAAAAGAAAUUGAGAUCCAGAUUCAAUUAAAAUACCUUCACGGCUCUCACAGCUCAUGUUCUCCGUACAAGGUGGGCUAAAAAUUGAAAAUUGUAUUUUUUAACUUGAAGAUUGAAAUCCCAGAAAUUGCAAAUGUGGUUCAGAGCUGUUUCCAGUGAGACACUGGAUAUGAUGAAACUGUUGUGGACUUUUUAAAAACAAAAUAUGAAGUGUUCCUGUCUUGGUGCUUCCUCAGCUGUAAUGAUGGGAACCUGCAGUAACAAUCUUGACAAAGAGACACUCUGUAUGUAUCAGUGGAAUGCUUAUUUCUGUAAUAAAUGAUACCUCACGGAGCUCACCUCUGAACUCUGUUGGAAUCCGAAGAGAAGCUUGUGCUCUCUGAUUUCAGCUCUUGAAAGGUCAGGGAUUUUAUUUCGUUUAAAUGCUAUGUGUAGAAGGAAUAGUGAACAGAGCCACAAAAAACAUAGAAUGAGGAAAAAGUCCCCACAAUCUUGGCUAAAAUCUCCCAGAAUACUGUGUAAUAAAAGUGGAAUUUUGGUUAUCGCAAUGUCUCAGCCAGUGGCCCUGAAUAAGAAUGUUUCCACACUCCAUGGGAUUGUUAAAGAAAAUGUGGCAUGCUCACUUCCAUUACACAUACAGGAUUCUCCAAGGUGGAGUUCUGUUUUCAUAUUGUUUGAUAGAUUGUUGCAUGUACACAAUGCUUACUUGUACUUUUCAGAUGAUUCACUGCUAACUGCCUCUAUUGUAAAUAGGACUUGGGAGUUGCCUAUCUGGCUGUAAAUAAAAAUGCAGGAUUUUUUUUAACAGAUUCUCUACAACAGCAUGUUUUCUACCCCAGAUUACACCUUAUUUAAUCAGAUAUUAAUCUAUUUAUGAACAAUAUUUGUAAGCUGUUGUUUCAGGGACAUUUAUCCAAAUGUUAGGAUUUUUAAAUUACUUUUGAAAAACAGAAAGAUAGAUCUGUAGAAAGUGGCCUUAAGUAUGACCAAAACUAACUGGAUUGUAACACAAAAAAUGUAUCAGAUCAAAGUGAUGUAAGGUAUAUGUCUCAUCUGAGAUUACCUGGUAAACUUUUCAAGAAAGAUUAUAUUGGAAUUGUACAGAUUGUAAAGUAUCCCUUUUAAAUGUUACCAGCAGUGCUUUAGCUUGUUCUUAUUGGUAAUGAAGUGCGUGCAUGGCAUACAGCAAUUGCCCAUUUACAGGAUCACUGUUUCAGGAAUUAAAUAAAACUUGAGAUAGGCACCAGAGUCCAGAAUGGACACAGAUAUGCUCACCUGUAUUGCAGGAUCUUCCUGCCGAUAGACAUUUUUUUUUCCCCAGUUGUGUGUGUAAGUGCUCUGGUAAACUGCCGCAUUGUGGCAUUUCUACCAGAAAGGGCUACGUCACUGUGUCCUGGAUAAGAGAGACUCUCCAUCAAAUGAUAAAUGGAUGUGUUUAUGAUUGAAAAUGCCAUGUGGUUGUGAGAGAGAAUUUCAUCUUUUUACAUUAAUGUUAAAUUUUCAGCGUACUCAAGGCGUGUAAGUUAUUUUGCUGAUCAACACUGGCGCCUCACUAUGUGACCUGGUUGACCUCAAAUAAAGCUGGAAUUAUA
This is a messenger RNA of Stegostoma tigrinum, 4756 nucleotides long. It is a transcript of the gene e4f1, whose product is annotated as E4F transcription factor 1. The record is from RefSeq and is a predicted model, not a curated record. Gene Ontology annotation, biological process: regulation of transcription by RNA polymerase II. Gene Ontology annotation, molecular function: RNA polymerase II cis-regulatory region sequence-specific DNA binding; DNA-binding transcription factor activity. NCBI's taxonomy places the organism in Eukaryota, Metazoa, Chordata, Chondrichthyes, Orectolobiformes, Stegostomatidae. The transcript is spliced from 15 exons. The coding region runs from base 215 to 2455 and encodes 746 amino acids.